GGCUAACGUCACGUGACAUUCCUGCAGGAUCAUGUGAUAAAUCUACGUCCUGCUUGCUCUCGUCAACUUUUCCCCCAGCAAAUCCCAAACAAACAAACGAACAUGGCGGAUUAUGAAGAGCGACAGAGCCUCCUGGGAGAGGAGGACGAGGCAGCCAGAGGACCCGGCAGACCGAUGCCGGCCAUCUGCGACCCCAACCACCUCCUGCACCGAAUCGUUGUCCUGACAUUCAUGUGUUUCUUGGGAUUUGGAAGCUACUUCUGUUAUGACAACCCGGCUGCACUUCAAACUGAACUCAUCCAGGAUCUGAACCUGAACACUGCAAAGUUCAUGCAGCUGUACGCCUGGUACUCUUGGCCCAAUGUGGUUCUCUGCUUCUUUGGAGGAUUCCUGCUUGACAGGGUUUUUGGCAUCAGGCUGGGAACCAUCAUCUUUUCCCUCUUUGUCUGUGUUGGACAGGUAAUAUUUGCUACUGGAGCUUUGGUAAAUCGCUUCUGGCUGAUGGAAGUUGGACGUUUCGUCUUCGGUAUUGGAGGAGAGUCCUUGGCCGUGGCCCAGAACACCUACGCAGUCAACUGGUUCAAAGGAAAGGAGCUCAAUCUGGUGUUCGGCCUUCAGCUGAGCAUGGCUCGCCUGGGCAGCACAGUGAACAUGAACAUCAUGGGCUGGGUGUACAGCAAAGUCGGAAAACUCGUUGGCCACCCUGGACACACCGCACUUGGCGCAUCACUCAUGAUCGCUGCUGUAACCUGCCUGUUUUCACUAGCCUGUGCCUUGGUGUUGGGACUUCUUGACAGAAGAGCAGAGAAGAUCCUCAACAAGGAACAAGGCAAAACAGGUGAGGUGAUCAAGUUGACUGACGUGAAAGACUUCCCCUUCACCCUGUGGCUCAUCUUCAUCAUUUGUGUCUGCUACUAUGUUGCCAUUUUCCCCUUUAUUGGACUGGGACAGGUGUUCUUCAUUGAAAAGUUCGGCUUCUCCCCUAGUGAAGCCAGAGCUGUCAACAGUAUUGUGUACAUCAUCUCCGCCCCUGCAUCUCCACUGCUGGGCUUCAUGGUUGACAGGACGGGGAGGAAUGUGGUUUGGGUAAUGAUCGCCGUGUUCGCCACACUCCUCGCUCACAUGAUGCUGGCCUUCACCUUUUGGAACCCAUGGAUCGCCAUGUCCCUGCUGGGUCUCUCCUACUCCUUACUGGCCUGUGCACUGUGGCCCAUGGUGGCCUUUGUUGUACCUGAGCAUCAGCUGGGGACCGCCUAUGGCUUCAUGCAGUCGAUCCAGAACCUGGGACUCGCUCUCAUUGCCAUGGCAGCAGGAUCCAUCCUGGACACCAGAGGAUACCUGCUUUUAGAAGUGUUUUUCUGCAUCUGCAUCUGCGGUUCACUGAUGGCAGUGGUGAUGCUGUACUUUGUGGAUUAUCUCAAAGGAGGAGAUUUGAACCUGUCAGCCGCAGCCAGAGCCAAACUCCAGAAAGAAGCCACUGCAGAGGCAGAAUGAUGAUGAUGACGAUGAUGAUGAGGGAACACGCAUAGUCCUAGGCUUCAGAGCCAGCAGGCUGCACUGUCCACCCCAGAGCUGUCAAUCAACUGUCACAGGGCGGGACUGCAGUACUGACUCCGCCCAGUGCUGUCACCUGUGGCUCUUCCCAUCAGAACUGAUUGUCUGGCCCCGGCUAUUACAUAGCCAACCCUGUAUUAAUAGCUUUUUAUGUCCCUAUCAGGACACUGACAAAUGACCACUCUUAGUUUGGACUCCACAAUUCCUCUCUGACUUCUCAUACUGACUUUAUCUCCUCCUAUAUUCACUCUCCACUGACUCGUGUCAAACUCGGACAUGAAGCUAACAACGAAAGUCAAAGUACUUCGAUAAUGUUUCUAAAACAUUUUAAAUGUUCAGCGAAAGAUGAGACUGGUGUCCUGUGGAAAGGUGCAUAUAUAUGAUGAAUAGUACUUGAUUAUAUGACUCUCAAUAUAGGAUUCCUAUAUUAAUUCAAUUGUUUUAAAUGUGUAUGAGGGUAACUUUGUGGAUGUUUCUUUUUCAAGUUGUUUUCAGAAGGACUCUGUUACUUGCCUUAUUUCUGACAUACUCAGCAGUUUGUUAAUGUACAUAUCAGUUGUCAGCAUUCACAAUAAUUGCCAACCAAUAUCCUCCUUACUGGACUGUCCUUAGUGAGUUCCUAUUCAAUUUUAAUCCUAUGCUUCAUUGACCUUUUAUGGUUUAUAAUCUCAAAAAAAGCUUCGCUCUUUAUUGUUUAAAUCGUUAUCACUCUAUUCUUUUAUUUCUUAAUUCCUUUAUCUGCUCUUCGCUGGUUUCGGAGGGUCAUACAGAUUUAUUUUCUGUUUCAUCAUCAAAUGCUAUAUUACUGUAAUGAUAAGAAAGACAAGAACACGAGAGAGGCACACUUUGGAGUGCAUUUACCCAUUUAAUGAUUUUCCAAGUUUGAACUUUUUACAGUUUUUAAUAAUGUGACCUUUUUGAAGAUUCAGCUCCACUUAUUAAUUAUGUUUUGCAGACUGUGUUUUGCUCGUUUAUCAAGCUCAGGUAAUUAACUUUUUUGUAAGCACGGCCCCCCCCAAGUUGUUUCUGUUGAGACACAAUAUGCAUGCACUCUGUUUAACUGUCAUCACUGUAGUAAAGUGGGAACAGCUUCAUCCCUGUGUUGUUAUCAGGGUAACUGUAACACGCCCUGGAACUCUUGGAUCUUUUUCUUUUUUCUUUUUUUUUACCUCCAAUGGUUUGACUUUUCACUUUGCUGCAGUGAUGUAGAAAUGUACUCGUACAUGAUGUACAUCAAUGACGCCGUACAUUAGGACACAAGUUUGUGGUUACAGGUGCUAAAGAGCACAGGACGCAUACCAGUGAUGCUGCAUGUGGUCACGUAUGAAACUUUCAACCAGAGAGUAAAGCUCUGCUUUUCAAUCUGGUGUUAAGAUACUCUGUAAAGCCCAACACGUGUAAGAAGACGGUCAAGUAGCACCAAGUUAAAAUGUUGUGAUUGCACAUUAAAAUGACCACAGUGUCAUACAACCAGAAACAUGCUGCUCUCGUCACCUGUCACUCAUUUGCACUAUGUUGUUGUGACAGCAGGGCGGUCUUUGAUUAACUGAGAAUAUUUGUAUGAAAUUACUAACUGUCAUUGAGCAGUGUACAAGAAAUGACAGAAGAUCCAUUGUACAAUCAAAGACGGUGAGAUUGGGAAGAAAGUAUUUUUUUAAAUGGAGCAAUGACAUUUAUUAAUUAAACACAACUAUUUGAAUUCA
Molecule: messenger RNA, 3257 nt
Organism: Cottoperca gobio
Lineage: Eukaryota; Metazoa; Chordata; Actinopteri; Perciformes; Bovichtidae
Gene: mfsd1
Product: major facilitator superfamily domain containing 1
Exons: 16
Coding region: 103-1494 (463 amino acids)
Biological process (GO): transmembrane transport
Cellular component (GO): lysosome
Molecular function (GO): transmembrane transporter activity
Source: RefSeq, a predicted model, not a curated record